Messenger RNA from Knipowitschia caucasica, 3879 nucleotides. NCBI's taxonomy places the organism in Eukaryota, Metazoa, Chordata, Actinopteri, Gobiiformes, Gobiidae. The record is from the annotation of a GenBank genome assembly.
AUGAGCACAGUCACAAUGAGUGCAUCUUCUGAUCAAGAUAUACACAGUAGAGGAAGACAGAGGUCUCACUCCUACUAUUGCUCAGAGGACAGUAGAGACUAUGGUCUGCAGUCACAGAGAGAGGAAACCAGACCAAGAUCAAGGUCGUUUUACAGCUAUGAAACAUCUGAGUUGUUUUCCAGUAGUGACAUUGGAAUUGUUAAUCGACCCAGUCCGCUGAGACAAAGAGCAAGUUCGUUACUGUUUGUAGUUAAUAAGACAAACAAACAAAAAGAAGACUGCACCGCACAAAGUCAACACAAGAAGCAGAGACUUAAACAAAGUAAAGCAGCAAAAGAUAGUACAACAUCUAUGAUGACAAUAUCUGAGGCUGACAACUGGAAAAUCUGCUGCAACUCGGGGAUGAAGUAUGGGCAAUUUGUGGAUUGGGAAAAGAUUGAUCCUGAAGCCGCAAAGAAAUACCAGAUGAUCGUACAGAGCGAUCACCAGCAACUGAAGGCUUUGGGCAGACAGGGCUACUGGGAAAUGCCACAUACUUUACGAGCCAAAUCCUACUAUCACAUAAUACACAGCAUCAACUCGAGUAUAAAAACGGUGCAUCCAGGGCGAAAUGUGUAUUAUGAACUGACCAAAAAACUCUUUGGAGAACAGAAAGUGAGCUCACACCCUGCUCCUGAGUAUAUGGAGGAUGCAGAAAUACCCAGAUACUGCCUAAACAAAGCUGGCCUGAACUCUGUCAAAAAGAUUCUCAUUUGUCUCGGCAAGUACUUCCCGGAUAUGAACUACUGCCCCAUCCUGCCAGCUUUAGUCUCGCUCAUUCUCCACUUCAGCAUGGAUGAAGCCGAGUGUUUCUAUAGUGUGGCCCGCCUCAUCUGUUACACCGACCCCAACAAACGCUACAUCGACCAGACAUUCCUCACAUACCGAGCUUCCUGUAUGACCUUUGGUGAUCUUGCCAACAAGUGCUGCCGUGGCAUUCGUAAAUUAAUUGCGAGUUCACAUCAAAACCUCUUUGAGUUUUACUCUGACUGGAUCAUGUGGAUAUUUGCGGACCUCCCAUUCAUCUACGCCAUCAGAGUUUUAGAUGUUUACCUGCUAGAGGGAUUCAAAGUCCUGUACAGGGUUGCUUUGGCUCUUCUUGGUCUCUACAAAGUGUCAGUUUCAUCCCGAGUGGCAGAUGUGGAGGACUUCAGGACUGACAUGAAGAGAUUUGUGCAGAAUGUUGCUCGCCACUGCACCCCCGAGGAUCUCCUGAAUAAAUCUUUCCAAAUCCCAAUGGCCACGCGGCGAGAGCUCAACCUUCUCUUUAACGCCAAUAAGGACUCUUUGAUGCAGAAAGGUGUGAGCUCCCAUCAGAAGAGGCAAUCUGUGGAGAGUGUGGACUUCACCAACUUCAGCUCGAGUGUGGUCACAGGAACCGAGAUGCAGGUGGUGUGGGCGUGGAUCCCAGAGCGCUUUGCAUUGUUCAGUCCCAUCCGGCUCUACAGCACCACAGAGCACCAGAGGAGCCUGGCCUCAUUUUAUUCUCACGUGGAAGGACAUGAGCCUGCAGUUCUUUUGAUCAAAACAGUGGAUGAAGAGGUCUUUGGUGCUUUUCUAUCUACAGAUGUGAUUGAAAGGCGAAAACAUGAAAACCUAACAUAUUUCGGAACUGGAGAAUGCUUUGUUUUCACGCUUCGUCCCAGUAUGGAACGCUACCAGCAGGCAUUGAUAAACAUAAUGACAAGAUUAGUUUUAGGGCAGCAGAAUGAGCCAUACCCCAGUGGCUCUGCACUGUCUAUUAGCAGCAGCGCCAGCACCAUUAAUGGAGCUAGUCUAACAUGUCCAGUGGGAACUCCUCAGGACCCGAGUUUUCUCACUGUCCCCUUCACUGCACAGUCAACCACCUCUCCAUCUGCUAAGCAGCCCAAGAGAGCCAAAGAACAAGAGGCCUCCAUGUUCAUCGCUGGAAAUGAGAGCCAGCUGGUGAUUGGAGGUGAUGGGGGACAUGCCCUGUGCGUACAGCAGAACCUGCAUGAAGGAUACUCUGAAUGUUGUGAAACCUUCAAGAGUGCACCUUUAAGCAAAGGACACUUUAAAAUCCAAUCGGAGGAGUCCUGUUUGCACAUUUAUUCUAAAUGGUGCGUUGUCAUGGGCCCUGAAACUACAUCUAUGCUGACUAAGAGCGUUCCAGGUGAAGUGUCUGAUCCCAUCAAGACUGAAGUCAAAUCUGAAGAUGAUGACUAUGAACUAAGUGGACAGUACAUUGCCUCUGGACAAGUGAACUUCAUGGGAUUUAAGGCUGAUGUAAUAAUUUGGGACUAUGAACAGCGCAAUAUAUAUGCCCAGCUUUCACUCCACAUGGCUAAAGUGGAAGCACUGUCAUUUUCACCCAAUAACAAAUAUCUUGUGUCUCUUGGUGGUGUGGAUGAUGGGAGCAUUGUAGUCUGGGACAUUGAAACAAAACAAGCCAUUUGUGGAAGUCCUGCUUCACCCCACAGCGCCGGACCCUGUCUUACAGUGAAGUAUUCAAAUCAUAACGAUCACCUUUUUGUGUCUGCUGGAAGUGGGACGUUGCGUGUUUGGGAGCUGGAUAUUCCUAACAGGAAAAUCCGACCCUUAGACUGUCAGAUGGGCAAAUUUAAACGAAUAGUCAAAUGCAUAGAGAUAACAGAUGAUGAUAGAUAUGUCCUGUGUGGCACCACCAGUGGAGACAUAAUGAGAGUGAACAUGAAAAGCAGCUUUCUUUCUGACUGUGGGCCUGUUAAAACUAAAUAUAGUUUGGGUGUAACUGCUCUAAGUCUUUUGAACUCAGGACAUAUACUUGUUGGUUCCGGUUCGGGAACUUUCACUCUGUGUUCAAGUACAAACUUUAAGAUUGUAAAGCGUGUGGAGCUAGAGAAAGGGGUCACCUCCAUUGCUUUAGGAGGAGAAGGCCAGCAGUUCUUUGUUGGAACAGAUUCUGCACAGAUUUAUCGCUUCUCUUGUGAGAACUUUAAGGCAGAGCUCAUUUCCACCAGCCACAAUAGUGCUGUUAAAGACGUGGCUAUAUCAUCUGGCUCUUCAGAGCUGUUUGCAACAUGCUCUCUAGAAGACAUUCGAUUAUGGCACAUCAACAGACCCAAAGAACUGCUGCGUAUCACUGUUCCUAACAUGACUUGCAAUUCCAUUGAUUUCAUGAUUGACGGACAUAGCAUCAUCAGCGCGUGGAAUGAUGGAAAGAUUCGAGUUUUUGCUCCUGCCAGUGGCACUCUCAUGAUAACCAUUGACAACGCUCACAAACUGGGCGUUACAGCCAUUGCAGGCACCAGAGAUUGUAGAAGGAUUGUAAGUGGUGGAGGAGAAGGACAGGUGAGAAUUUGGGAACUUCUGUCAAGUAGCCACCGAAUGCUCGGGUCCAUGAAAGAGCACAAAGACACUGUUACUUGUAUUCAAAUAAGGAGUGAUGACAAAGAGUGUGUGAGUGCAGGUUCUGAUGGAGCCUGCAUCAUUUGGGACUUAGAGCGUUUUGUAAGUCUUCAAACUGUGAUUGCCAACACCUUUUUUCAAGCUGUUUCUUACCACCCAGAGGAAUACCAGAUCCUCACGAGUGGAACUGAUAGAAAGAUUACAUAUUGGAAUGUUUAUGAUGGCUCGCCCAUUAGAGAAAUGGAGGGAUCCCACUCAGGAGCCAUUAAUGGUGUUCACAUUACUCAAGAUGGAAAAUAUUUUGUCACAGGAGGUGAUGAAAAGUUGGUCAAGAUAUGGGACUAUGUGAAAGGAAUCGUAACUCACACUGGCAAAGCACAUGGAGGUAGUAUUACAAGUGUCAAAGUCUGCAACAACAGCCGCAUCCUGAUCAGCACGAGUGCAGAUGGAGCCAUUUUGUGUUGGAAGUUCCCUCAUGUCGCAUCUGCCUGA